AUGACUACUUCCUCUGGCUCCGUGAUGGCUGCCUCUGGUUCCACCAUGACUAUAAGCCGACCGGCUUUAUACAGGGCCUUGACUCUACUCGUCUUCCUUUGGGUGCUGGCCUCUGUUUCUUAUAUGCGGAAUAAGAGUGAAGACAAUAGUCUUCUUCAUACAUUAGAACAAGGCAGCCAAAAGACGUCUUGGCACGUCUAUUCCUCGGGAAAUGAUUCCGAAAAUGAGGAUGUCGAGGAAAAGGCAGAUCCAAAAUGGUCACAAUCAGCACCACCAGCCACGGACAAACAAGACACAGUGUCUCCCUCGAUGACACGGCACACGGACCGGGUCGCCGUGACAAUCGAGAAUCGGCCACUCAAGAAUCUCAUUCCCGUGAUUCUACACUUCCACAGUGUACUGGGCCCCGAGUGGCCCGUCAUCCUGUACACGACGCCCUCGUCGGCUGCAAACCUCUCGGAAUCGGCGCCAUUUGCGCGCGCCAUCAGCGAGGGAUGGCUGGAGAUCCGGUACUUGCCCGAGACAGCCAUCUUUAGCAGCCAUCGGGCCGUAUCGCUCUUCCUGUCGGGGACAUGGCUGUGGCAGGAUCUGGCACCGUACGAAAAGGUCCUGCUCUUCCAGGACGACAGCAUCCUGUGCUCGGCCUCGGCCGCGCGCGUCGAUGACUUUUUGCAAUGGGACCUGAUUGGGGCGCCCAUUGACCCGGCCUACGGCCGAGGCUAUAACGGCGGGCUGUCGAUUCGGAACCGAGCCUUGACGCUCGAUGUAUUCUCACGCUACAGCUGGGCCAAUGAUAGCGAGACGCCCGGCGCGCCCACCCAUUUCCUGUUCGAGGACCAGUGGCUCUAUACGCGCAUGGCCGAGUUGCCGGCGCGUGAGGACGGCCACCCCGGCGCCAGGCUGCCCUCGCAAGACGUCGCCCGCGCUUUUGCCGUCGAGACAAUGUGGGAGGAGCGGCCGCUGGGCUUUCAUCAGCCCUCACGGUGGCAGAAGGACAGACUACCCGAGAUCAUGAAGUAUUGCCCCGAGGUCGGCAUGAUCAGCGCCGCGGCUUUCUUCUGA
This is a messenger RNA of Pestalotiopsis fici W106-1, 1062 nucleotides long. RefSeq lists its product as uncharacterized. The coding region runs from base 1 to 1062 and encodes 353 amino acids. The record is from RefSeq and is a predicted model, not a curated record. The transcript has 2 exons. Lineage: Eukaryota; Fungi; Ascomycota; Sordariomycetes; Amphisphaeriales; Sporocadaceae.